AUGGCCUCUACCCACCGCAUUGUGCCCAGCUCCGAUGAUACCAGCACCCUCGCUCGAACCCUCCUCGAUGAUGCUUUGGUCGGGCGAAGACGUCUCAUGAAGAUUGGCCUCGCGUUCAAACAGACCCGCUCCAUAGUUCGAAAUAUGGGCAAGCUGUCAAGAUCUUGCGAACAAGGUCGCACGGAUUGGGAGAAGUUGAUUUUGGAGGAAGCGUCGGAAAUCGUGAAUGCGCAGGAAGUGCCUCGAGGUCACUUCCCUAGCGGUGCGUACAUCAGUUCGAAUAGAAUCACACCGGACUAUUUUGGCCAAAGUGCGGAAAGUAUUCGUGAAACGCAGAUCAAGACCGGAAUGAAUUUCCUUCAUUCACUGAUUCAUGGGAAACUCGCGAUCAGUUUGAAUAUAAAUCAACCGGAGGCCGAAGACAAUGACGAUGGUGGAACUGGCCCCGAGAUGCUUAGUCAACAAUCCACUGAGUCGUAUCUGCAGGACACGGAGGCUCCUGCAGAUAGAGAUACGAACUUGGAUCGCUCGCUGGAUGAAGAAACGGUACUCUCAAUGGAGAAUUUAGUUUAUGUCAAGGCCACCCCCGCGGACCAGGCGGUUCUGAAACUGACCAAGCUGCCUAUUUUCAUAUGUGCGAUGAUAGCUGUCAGCUGCAAUCGCAGAGCGAAUGCUAUACCCAUGGCGAAUAGUUUGAUGACUUACGCGGGAGGUGUAUCCUGUCGCGUCAACGAAUGGUUACAUUGUCACGGUAUCACAACGUCUCGAAGGAGCUCACUAUCAGCAAUGGACCAUCUGCGUCACUUACAAGAAGAUAGAAUGAUGGACUUGUUCAAAGCUAAAUGCAGCAAGGAUGCUGUCAGCCUCGCCGCCUUUUGCGAUGCAAUGUCAAGAGCGGACCGCAAAGCUGUUACGAUGUCAUCAUUUUGUUCGACCCCUGCCGAAGCGGAGCAUUGGAAAUCAGUGGUGAAGUGUCAAAUAGCCACAGCCCUCAAGGAAUACGCCACUUACCUACCAGGGUCGCCUGACCCCAGACUCCUCCCGCAGCUGCAGACUAGACCUCCGCCAGUCGACCAAAUCGAGAUGCACCAACCUAAUAUCCAUUUCCUACGUAUGAUGGAUGCGCCGGAUUCGUCCGCUGAAGGAGUAUUGCGCGUUAUCGACGCUGUCAUUGCUCAGAUUGGUCUGGACAAAUCUGAAUAUGCCCAGAGUCUUUUGGUGGCUGGAGGCGAUGUUGGCUCGAAUCAAUUGUUGGAGAGUCUUAGAGUGAAGAGAUUCCCUCCGAUUGAUUCAGUUGAAGCUAACCUGGUUCAUUCGAUAAGCCAAAUCAUGGGAAGCGAUAAGGAUCUUCAUUUGACUCAGGCCGAGGACUGUGAGCAUGUCAUCGACAAGGUAUGGGAUACUUACUUUGACGCUGCCGCUUUAGAAGCGGCAAGCUCGCAGGCAUCUGAUCGUGGAGUUAUACCGUUUGUUGAACAUGCAUUGCAUACACGGGCAGCUACGAAAACUCCUGCAGCUCUUCAAAAUACACUCUGGACACACUUUGCUAUUUCAACCCAACCUAAACUCGAUUACUGGCCCCAGCCUGUUGGCUUUCCUUGCUUACGCCAAAGAUCACUUAGGCGAGGUGCGUGCUAG
Melampsora larici-populina 98AG31 is the source of this 1638-nucleotide messenger RNA. RefSeq lists its product as uncharacterized. The coding region runs from base 1 to 1638 and encodes 545 amino acids. The transcript is spliced from 8 exons. The record is from RefSeq and is a predicted model, not a curated record. Lineage: Eukaryota; Fungi; Basidiomycota; Pucciniomycetes; Pucciniales; Melampsoraceae.